UUUUCUGGUUGGUUGUUGACAGCUGCAGCUCCAACGCCGCCCCUCCUGCUCUCCGCGGACAUAAAAAGCCGUUUUCAGCAGCUGCUCGUCACUGUUUUCUCGAGUUUUCACUCCUACAAACAACCGAUAACAAUGAGUGGCCGCGGAAAGACCGGAGGUAAAGCCAGAGCGAAGGCCAAGACCCGCUCCUCCAGAGCCGGACUCCAGUUCCCAGUGGGCCGUGUUCACAGGCUGCUGCGCAAAGGUAACUACGGAGAGCGAGUCGGUGCCGGAGCCCCCGUCUACCUGGCCGCUGUGCUCGAGUAUCUGACCGCUGAGAUCCUGGAGCUGGCUGGAAACGCCGCCCGCGACAACAAGAAGACCCGCAUCAUUCCCCGCCACCUGCAGCUGGCUGUCCGCAACGACGAGGAGCUCAACAAGCUGCUGGGCGGAGUCACCAUCGCUCAGGGCGGCGUGCUGCCCAACAUCCAGGCGGUGCUGCUGCCCAAGAAGACCGAGAAGGCCGCCAAGGCCAAGUAGAGCUGCCUGCUUCAA
Molecule: messenger RNA, 534 nt
Organism: Girardinichthys multiradiatus
Lineage: Eukaryota; Metazoa; Chordata; Actinopteri; Cyprinodontiformes; Goodeidae
Product: histone H2A-like
Exons: 1
Coding region: 133-519 (128 amino acids)
Cellular component (GO): nucleosome
Molecular function (GO): DNA binding; protein heterodimerization activity; structural constituent of chromatin
Source: RefSeq, a predicted model, not a curated record